AUGGCUUCCAACGGACCCGACGCCGAAGCUCUCAUACACUCUGAUGAUCCAAGCCACCCUGCGAACCACAUUUGCACGCUCUGCGCAAAGUUCUACAACUUGGGCUGGGUGACAGGCACUGGCGGAGGAACGAGCAUACGCCAUGAAGACAAGAUAUACAUUGCGCCCAGCGGCGUGCAGAAAGAGCUCAUGAAGCCCACCGACAUGUUCGUCAUGGACUUCAACAGCAAAGAAUAUUUGAGAAGACCACAGGUCCUCAAACCAUCAGCGUGUACUCCCCUCUUCAUGGCUGCCUUUGAACGCGGCGCCGGCUGUUGCAUCCAUACCCACUCGCAAUGGGCCGUCCUCGUCACCCUCCUCGUCGAGCGCGACUUUGGAAAAGACGCGUGCUUCGAGAUUGAGGAGAUUGAACAGAUCAAGGGCAUACCAAAAGGCCGAGGGAAGCAGGGCAACCUGGGCUACUACGAUCGUCUGCGCAUACCCAUCAUCGAGAACACGGCGCAUGAAGAGGAUCUGAGGGAGAGUCUAGAGGAGGCCAUGGAGAAGUAUCCGGAUUCUUAUGCGAUUCUUGUGAGGAGACAUGGGAUUUAUGUGUGGGGGGACAAUGUGCACAAGGCCAAGACGCAGUGCGAGAGUAUUGAUUAUAUCCUGCAGCUGGCGGUGGAGAUGAAGAAGCUGGGUCUGCCUUGGACCAAGGGUUAA
Molecule: messenger RNA, 702 nt
Organism: Alternaria arborescens
Lineage: Eukaryota; Fungi; Ascomycota; Dothideomycetes; Pleosporales; Pleosporaceae
Product: Methylthioribulose-1-phosphate dehydratase
Exons: 3
Coding region: 1-702 (233 amino acids)
Cellular component (GO): cytoplasm
Molecular function (GO): metal ion binding; methylthioribulose 1-phosphate dehydratase activity
Source: RefSeq, a predicted model, not a curated record